This is a messenger RNA of Rubroshorea leprosula, 1136 nucleotides long. The record is from the annotation of a GenBank genome assembly. NCBI's taxonomy places the organism in Eukaryota, Viridiplantae, Streptophyta, Magnoliopsida, Malvales, Dipterocarpaceae.
AAGGAUUGUUAUAAAGACGCUGUUUAAAUUUAUUGCUUAUUGUUUGUUCUGCUUGAUUCAAAAUCAAUGACACAACUGUGUCAACAGAUUCUGGUUACAGGUGCUGCAGAUCAGUUAACUCAAUUUGGUAAUGAGCAUUUCUUCGACACAGUUGAAGGAUAUAUGAAGGAUAUAGGUUCUGUCUUAGAAUUAUUCAAAGCUUCAGAGAUAGUCUACCUGGAUGAUACAUUUUGGGGAGACAUACGGCUUAACAGGGCGACAUUGAAUGUCGCCUUAGAUGUUUCGACAGAAUUAUCCAAUGGCUCGGUUUGUGCGGAUAGAGUUGGUGUGUGCAUUAGACAGCAGGUGGAUUACGUUCUUGAGUUUCCCUACCAUGCAAAAGUGGAACGCUUUGCACACAGGAGAUAUGUGGAGCAGUACGGUGGAGAUUGUACAGGAGUUCUUAAAAACUUCAUUUUGGCUUCCAACAUGUGCCAGUCUAUACACCGUGAAGAACUCAAACAUCUUGAGAGGUGGGUCGUAGAGAAAAUAUUGGACAAGCUUAAGUUCGCGAGGCAGAGGGAGUUAUACUUCUCUGUUGCCGCAAUCCUCUUCUCGCCCGGACAAUCUGAUGCUUGCAUGUCAUGGGUGAAAAAUUGUGUGCUUGCAACUGUGGUUGAUGACUUAUUUGAUGUUGGAGGUUCUGAAGAGGAACUGUGGUUGGAUGUGCUCAAGGGUAUGUUACUGGAAGCUAUGUGGUUAAGAAACAACUCAGCGCCAACUCUGGAUGUAUAUAUGGCAACUGCUCACAAAACCUUGGUCUUAGGGCCAGUUGUUCUCCCAAUUCUAUAUUUUCUUGGGCAUAAGCUUUCGGAGGAGACAGUUUAAAGCCCUGAAUAUAAGAAUCUGUUUAAGCUUAUGGCCACUUAUGGACGUUUCCUCAAUGAUAUACAGAACUUGAAGGUAGAUUUCUUCUCUGUGGGAGAAAAUAUAAAAGCAAGAUUAAUUAGUUUCAUGUGUAAUGUUAUUGAUGAUUCAUAUUUUUUAUUGUAGAUGGAAUCAAAGGCAGGAAAACUGAAUGAUGGGUUCACUUCAAAUAGGAUGACUGAUUUUUGUCAAGACAAUGUUCUAUGAACCUAUAAAACUUUGAACAUUUU